Musca vetustissima is the source of this 1239-nucleotide messenger RNA. RefSeq lists its product as uncharacterized. Bases 1 to 1239 code for a protein of 412 amino acids. Lineage: Eukaryota; Metazoa; Arthropoda; Insecta; Diptera; Muscidae. The record is from RefSeq and is a predicted model, not a curated record. The transcript has a single exon.
AUGCACAAUAAAACCUUGCUGACCUAUAUGGACCGGACACCUCCUCGGACCCUGUACUACAAAGAUCGACAGGGUAAAUUACGCUUAAAUGGAUUUGUGGCCCGUUUUGUGAUGCUCUUCGCCGAACGUUUUAAUGCAAAUCUACAAAUGGCCUUCCCCUUGAAUUUCGAAGAUCCCAGCCAUUAUUCAGUUAUCAUCGAAAAUAUGGUGAACCUCAAUCGUCUCGACAUACCCAUGGUUAUGGACACCAGUCCGACCAUAAAUAAAUGGUAUAAUAUGACAAAUAGCCUGCAUCAUGACAAGGGUCUGUUGGUGGUACCCUGUGCCAAGGCACUGAGUAAACGUGAGGUCUACGGGAAACUACUGAAUGGAGCAUUUCUGGGUUAUAUUAUUAUCUGCACCAUGGCGCUAUCCUUAGCCCGAUCUCUUAUCGAUUAUGUCUUCAAUCGUCAGUUGCACUUCUCCAGAUUGCUGUUCAGUGAACUCAUCUUUCCAGGAGUGCUAGGACAACCCUUCAGCAUUACACACUUCUCGAAUGUCAGUUCGAAAAUAAUCUACCUGCUGCUCUUCAUAGCCGGCCUAUAUUUGAACACCCUCUUUGCGGUGAGUGUCAGUACCCUCUUUACCCAUCCACCCAAACAUCGGCAAAUAGAAACAAUGCAGGAUCUCGUGAAAUCCCCAUUGCAGAUUCUCCUCUACGAUGUUGAGGCUCGGGUGAUGCAGGAACACAUUAGGCCCUACCGUUCCGUCUUUACUACCACCAACAACUACACCUAUGUACUCGGUAUGCGCAAUAGCUUCAACAGCUCCUUUGGCUAUUAUUUCUCCUACUCAGCCUGGCUGAUGAUGUCCUCGGUACAAUCAUUCUAUCAGGAUAAAAUUUUCUGUACCUAUGAAAAUUUAACACUAUUUCCGAAUCUUCGUUGGGCCAUACCUCUGCCGCAUAAUUCACCCUACAAGGAGGGCCUUAACUAUCUCAUUGAAUUGGUUAAGGCCUUUGGUCUAUUGGAGGCAUGGCAUUAUAGCACAUUUUUCGAUAUGCUCAGACACAAGGAGUUGACAAUUUCGGAACCUCAGGAAGAUAUGACACCUAAGGCACUGACCAUGGCCGAUAUGUUUUGGAUUUGGAUAAUAAUUGUUGUGGGUUUAACCACGGCAAUGGCGGUAUUUUUAAUGGAAAUAAUUUGGAAUCAUAGGAAUAAAUUAAUAAAGUCCAAAGUGGAUCCACAUUCGGAAUAA